UCUAAAGUUGAGACGCAAUAUUUCAUGGCUCUGAAUAUUCUCCUGAAUACACGAGGGGGAAAAUAAACGUCUGCUUCUCAAUCGAGUGAGUCUUCGUUUCUCACUUCACCUUUUUCUCCCACCCUUUGCAAUCGCCAUCCUUCCGCGGCGGGUUGGUGCGACCAUAUCCCCCCCCUCAUUCAACCAACGCCUCUUAACCCGGUCAAACGGAGCGCCCGCAUGAAACCGCAUUCGGUCACAUCGGCAUCGGCUCAUGCAUCAUUCUCAUACUCUUUUGAGUUGAGGAACAUCUCACCUCUCAUCCGCUAUUCACUUCUCUCCUUCAGUCAUUUUCCUUCACACCGACAAUGACUCGCAGAACCAAGAGCGCCGCCCGCAAGGCCCGGGAGAAGGCCGCAGCUGAGGAAGGAGGCGCCAAGCUGCAGAACGUGGAGAAGAUGAUGGGCGAGCUCACCAUCAAAAAGGAGGAGGGUGAUGAGGGUGAGAAGAAUGGCAACAAUGGAGGAGAAGGUGGCGCCGAUCUUCACGACAUUGAGGAGAUGAUGAUCCAGUUGAACAUCAAGAGGGAGGAGGAUGCCGACGGCGGCAGCAGAAACCACGACGGUCAUGAUCAGAAGGGCGAUGAUGCGAUCUUGGAUUGUGUUGAGCUGAAGGAGGCGUUGGAUGACCUCCAGAACCCCAAGAUUGUCGAUCCCAAGGAGGAGAAGAAGGCGAACGGCGAGAACAGCGCGCCAAGGAUGAACAGGAAGUUGACCGAGAAGGAGCAGGCGAAGGUUCAGACGAACCUCGUCGCGCGCUGGAAGGAGUACUUUGGCAAGAGAGAGCUGGCCGACUGGCAGCGUCUCUGCGGUGAUCUGGGUCUGGAAGCGGACUUGCCGACCAAGACCCAAUGCCGAAAGGCCCUGAAGACGGUCCACGUCAGCAUCAAGCAGUUCCUCAGUGUCGAGAACCGACCCGGCGAGGUCGAGUUCUUCAAGAAUCCCUCCCAGCUUGGACGGUAUUGCCGGAAGAACCGCAUGUUCAUGUCCAGCAAGGAGCUUCCCAAGGGCGAUCCGCUCCGCUCCCUACGGCGCAAGAUGAGAUUUUGAUGCUGGGAGGUUCUAAUGCUGAAAUGAGAGAUGAGUGAAAGGGCGACAUGGCGAGAGCACAGAGGACAGCCCGUUUUUGAUGCAGGAAGAUGGAAUUAAGACAGGCCCUCACGCCAGAUGAUAAACCUCAAUACACAAACAUGCC
This is a messenger RNA of Colletotrichum scovillei, 1233 nucleotides long. RefSeq lists its product as uncharacterized. The record is from RefSeq and is a predicted model, not a curated record. Lineage: Eukaryota; Fungi; Ascomycota; Sordariomycetes; Glomerellales; Glomerellaceae. The transcript has 2 exons. Bases 348 to 1088 code for a protein of 246 amino acids.